Messenger RNA from Phragmites australis (common reed), 1567 nucleotides. RefSeq lists its product as uncharacterized. Lineage: Eukaryota; Viridiplantae; Streptophyta; Magnoliopsida; Poales; Poaceae. Bases 208 to 1281 code for a protein of 357 amino acids. The transcript has 2 exons. The record is from RefSeq and is a predicted model, not a curated record.
CGUCUCAUGUGGAGGUGCGGAGCGAGAGCAGUUGACUUGCCGAGACUUGAUACAUGAAAAGCCAUGCUUGGUUCCAACGACACUCGUUUAGUCAGAGGGCGAUGCACCUCUCGCCCCCGGCUAUAAGAAGCCGUGUUCAUGCACGCCGUAUCACUACAAUAACGUGCCAUCGCCUCAUCUUCGACCUCACCCAGCAACAAGAUUGAGAUGGCGUCCGUCCGCCCGUUCGCGGUGGCGCUGCUCGCCUGUGCCGUCGCCUUCCUCGUCGCCGCGGCGGGCGCCCAGCCGACGGACCCUGGCCAGCUGAGCGACCCCAUCCUGUCGAACCCGGACGUGAUCCCCGUCUACAUGAGCCCCGGCGCGCCUCCCACUUACGUGAGCUGCUACGACAAGAGCAACCAGACGCAACCGCCGGUGUGCUCCUUCCUCGCCCGCGAGUGCCCCCGCGGCUGCCGGGACACCUGUUACGCCCACUGCCCCUCCUGCAAGCUCGUCUGCCUGUGUGAACUGACCGGGACGGAGUGCUACGACCCGCGCUUCGUCGGCGGCGACGGCAACAAGUUCCUGUUCCACGGCCGCCGAGACGCCGACUUCUGCCUGCUCUCGGACAACAACCUGCACAUCAACGCACACUUCAUCGGCAAGCGCAACGCGCUGGGCGCGCGGGACUUCACCUGGGUGCAGGCGCUCGGCAUCCGCUUCGGCGGCCACCGCCUGUACCUCGGCGUCCGGCGGACCGUCAGCUGGGACGGCGCCGUCGACCGCCUGGCCAUCACCUUCGACGGCGCGCCCGUCCCGCUGGCCGCCGUGGCCGGUGCCAGCUGGAGCCCGUCCUCUGCGCCCGCGCUCUCGAUCUUCCGCACCGGCCCGGCCAACGGCGUGGUGGUGCGCCUCGACGGGCGGUUCCGCAUCGUCGCCAACGCGGUGCCCGUCACCGAGGAGGACUCGAGGAUCCACGGGUACGGCCUGACCCCCGACGACAGCCUCGCGCACCUCAACGUAGCGUUCAAGUUCUACUCCAUCAGCUCAGACGUGCACGGCGUGCUGGGCCAGACCUACAGGCCGGACUACGUCAGCGCCGGGGUGGACGCGGGCGCCAAGAUCCCCGUGAUGGGCGGCGCCGGCCGGUACCAGGUGUCCGGCAUCUUCGCCACGGACUGCGAGGUGGCCCGCUUCGCCGGCGUGGACGGCCUGGCCGGGUCCUUGGACAUCAUCGAGCAGCCGACCGACGCGCUCUGCGGCAGCGGUAAGGGAGGCGCCGGCCUGGUCUGCAAGAAGUGAAGUUCUGGAGCUCCCACGGACAAGGGCUGGGAGCUGGUUUGAUUAGUGUUUUGCUUUCGGAUGAAAAGGAGUAGUUCUACGCAUGACGACCGAAUAAAAAGCUUGUGUGUGACGUGUCUUGUGCUAGUCGUGUGAGCAACGCUGGAACGUGUAGCGUUGCUCAGUCAGUGCUGGGUUAGGAUAGGAUCCGCAUGGUAUUCAUGCCCUGUUGACCAAAUCCUAGCCACUUUUGUUAUCGGUGUUUGGUUUCGAACAGAGUUUUAGCAAUAAAUUAUGAUUGCUGUGG